This is a messenger RNA of Aspergillus steynii IBT 23096, 2010 nucleotides long. Its product is annotated as Pkinase-domain-containing protein. The record is from RefSeq and is a predicted model, not a curated record. Gene Ontology annotation, molecular function: cyclin-dependent protein serine/threonine kinase activity; ATP binding. Lineage: Eukaryota; Fungi; Ascomycota; Eurotiomycetes; Eurotiales; Aspergillaceae. Bases 270 to 1688 code for a protein of 472 amino acids. Gene Ontology annotation, biological process: protein phosphorylation; regulation of mitotic cell cycle. Gene Ontology annotation, cellular component: nucleus. The transcript is spliced from 3 exons.
AUACAGACACAAGAGAGUCCAAGUAAAACCAAAAGAGCGUGGCGGCACGAGAGCAAAGGGGAGGGCAAAAAGGCCGACGGAAGAAGGCGGGGAUGCUUUGAAAUCCGCCGCCAAAUCAAACGGCGUCAUCCAAUUAUCGCCCUUCUCGGCCCUUCACCUUCAUCCAUCUCUCCCUUAUUAAUCCAGCACGUCAUACGACCCAUCCCAAUUCCUCGAAUUCUAGCCUUUCGAAUUCGCUCGCUCGCUUUCUCGCUCGUACCCGGUUAAUUAUGUCCUCCAAGUCCCGGUGGGCCGACGACGACCCCGAGACCGAAGCCAUCGUCGCCCAACGCAAGCGGGAAAAGGAAGAGAAGCGACGCGCCAAAGCCGAGAAACAACGCCAGCUCGAGCAACGACAAUCUCAACCUCAACCUCCCUCCGAAACCAAUGGUGAUACCGACGCGCCUCCCAAGAAACGCCGACGACUAUCCAAUGAGCCCGCGGAGGACCAGGAGCUGCCCGAGUCCGCCGAUCCAGGAAAUGAGAAACAGCAAGCAUCCCGGGUGAAAUCGAAGCUGCUGCGCUUUCCGGGGCAAGGAUGGGGUCCCUGUCGCCAUGUGGACAAUUUCGAACGCUUGAAUCACAUCGAAGAAGGCUCGUAUGGAUGGGUCAGCCGAGCGAAGGACAUCGUAACCGGCGAGGUCGUGGCUCUGAAGAAACUCAAGAUGGAGAACUCGCCGGACGGGUUCCCUGUGACUGGCCUUCGAGAGAUCCAGACUCUAUUGGAAGCGCGCCAUAAGAAUGUUGUUUAUCUCCGAGAGAUUGUCAUGGGGAAUAAAAUGGAUGACGUUUUCCUAGUGAUGGAUUUCUCCGAGCAUGACCUUAAAACCCUCCUUGAUGACAUGCGCGAGCCAUUCCUCCCCUCCGAAACCAAAACCCUCAUGCUCCAAGUUCUCUCCGGCCUGGGCUUCCUCCACUCGCAAUGGAUCAUGCACCGCGAUCUCAAGACCUCGAACCUCCUCAUAAAUAACCGUGGCGAGCUCAAAAUCGCCGACUUCGGUAUGGCACGAUACUACGGAGACCCGCCUCCGAAGCUGACCCAGCUGGUCGUGACGCUGUGGUACCGGUCGCCAGAGCUGCUUCUCGGCGCUGAGAAGUACGGCACGGAGAUUGAUAUGUGGAGUAUCGGGUGUAUAUUCGGCGAGCUUCUAACCAAGGAGCCAUUGCUGCAGGGCAAGAAUGAAGUCGACCAAGUUUCCAAAAUUUUCGCUCUCACCGGCCCUCCUACAGCCCAAUCCUGGCCUGGAUUUAGAUCCCUCCCAAAUGCGAAAUCUCUCCGUCUUCCACCGACAUCCGAUUCAUCAGGGAGUCUUCCCUUGCUGCCUCGAUCGAAAUUUCCCUUCCUGACGAACGCCGGUCUUCACCUUCUCUCUUCACUAUUGGCGCUGAACCCCAGCAUACGCCCAACCACCCAAGAAUGUCUGUCUCACCAGUACUUCCGCGAAGAUCCCCGCCCUAAGCCUAAGGAAAUGUUCCCCACGUUUCCAUCCAAGGCGGGGAUGGAGAAGCGGAGGCGCCGCGAGACCCCCGAGGCGCCUAAGCGCGGCCAGGACGCUCCGAAGCUGGACUUUGCGAGUGUCUUUGGUGGUGGCCAGGCUGGUGGCGACACGGGGGAGACGGGAGCAGGUUUCACCCUCCGGCUGGGCUAAGUGCAAUCGGUGCCAUUGAAACUGAUGUUUGACGUGACAAACGCACAUACAGACGCAACUCGGUCCCGGCCAAAACACCAUUUUGGUCUGCAAGGAUGUCCCUAGUUUGUGUUGCAAAAUACUAAAGCAACGAAAUACUUGGAGAAUUUGCAUUUUCGAACCAUUCUACCCGAUUUGAUGCUACUCAAUAUAGACGCUGGAGAGUAUUUCUGGGGGUUGUACAUUAAUAUAGAUCAAUGGACUAAUGAUUUUAUCGACGGAAUGCGGCUUCAAUUAGACCAGAGAAAUCCGGGAAACAAGCCCAGCCCGGAAAAGUAUAUUA